Molecule: messenger RNA, 2137 nt
Organism: Chara braunii
Lineage: Eukaryota; Viridiplantae; Streptophyta; Charophyceae; Charales; Characeae
Source: the annotation of a GenBank genome assembly
CCGAGGUAAAAAAAAAGAAAGAGAGAGAGCAUCUUGUCGUGUGGCUGGGCCACGGCCGAGAUGGAGGAUGGAGAGGAUGCUGUACAACGAGAUCCAUGCGAGCAUGCUGGGCAACCACACCAUUUUCCCUCCCAUAAUUGCCGACACUGGUAGUCCGGAAGGGGUGCAGUUGCCAAGGCGAGGAGCGGGAGGCGGGGAAUUUGUCGGAAGUGAAGCCGGCGGUGAUGGCGGCGCGGACGACCGUUCUUCGGCUAGGGACUCUGAUCAAAAUGCAGGUAGCAGGGCUGGAGGCCGAAAGCGGAAGAAUGUACGUCGGCAGACUUUCGAGGCAAUCACUGAUGUGAUGGACCGGCAUGGGCAACUCAUGGCGUCGACGAUCGAUUCGUCGAGCAAGCGGCAGUGCAAUAUCUUGACCAGGCAAUGCGACAUACUGGAGCAGGAGAUAGCGGUUCAGGGAGCGCAUUAUGCGACAUCCGACGAAACACAGAAGAUGAUGAGCCACGCUCUCAUGGAGAUCGCUGCCGCCGUUCGUGGUCGUUCGACGAUCAGUGAAGCGCUGCAGGACGUAGUAGCGCAGCGUCAGGCAAGGCCAUGUCUCCAAGGGGCGGAUGCGGUUCUCGUGCACGCGGCAAGAAGCGUGAUGCACCUCAUGACGACGGCAAGUGAUGAAGGCGAAAAAGGAUCGCCGAGACGGCGCGUCAUUCAACGGCGCAGAACGGACGGGGAUGGGUGGGGAAGGCUAAGCGGGACCGAUGAUAAUGACGUCUUCUCGACAGGCGCUCCUGACGUUCAGCCGCCGCCACUGCCGUCGAACGUUCAUGCAAUCGCUGGGGGGUCAUUUGCGCAGGCAACGACUCACGACGAGCGCAUCAUCAACGUUGAAGUGAAUGAAGACGCGCGGUUGGACGAAGGCCAAGGCGGCGCGGUGCCCGAACGUAGCGCAAUGCAGCCGGUUACACUGCCGACAACGCCACGUCAGCAGCACGCAGUUGUGGCCACAGGGGGGGCGACGCCCAGACAGGCAGUCCCACUGCCGGCAACGCCACGUCAGCAUUGCGCGGGCGAUAAUGUUGGAUCUGGUGUUGCAGCCAGCACUGCGACGGCGGUGGAGCCGCCGCAACCCCGCCACGCAGGUGCGGACGUGGGAGUUGUGGCAGGAGCACCGCGGGGGGCGACAGGGGAAGGCCGCAGGGGAGAGGACGUGGCGAGCGCAACGAAGGUUGCGCGUGCGGAGAAGAAGAGGGCGGGUGAGGAUGACGAACCUCUCGUCAACAGGGUGCGCAAAGGCGGACUGGCAAAAGAUCUGGCGGAGCGGGCGAGACUGUGGGUCGACGACAAAUCAUUCUGGACGUCAGGGGAGGGGCGCAAACUCUACAAUAUCAUCAACGAGACAUGUGAGCACCUCGUCUCCGUCGCAAGUGGGCUUCCACUCCUGAACGUCCCGAGAAGCGUCGCCAUGCUCACAUCCAACAUCGCGCAGAUCAGGAUCGCGAAUGCAGGGCACCCCGCCGUUUGCGCGCGCACACUGGACAUGGGGAUGGACCUCCCAUUGUGGUUUGUUGGGGUGUACAUCGAAGACAGGGCGGCAAACGACGAGAUGGCGGCGUACCAGGAGGCAAUUGUGAUGCGGCUGACCGCGGCAUUCAGCACGGCGAUCGAAACGACCCAAAACGUCGAUUGGGGACGCGUUGCACAUAAACGUCUAUCUCGUCUAGUUGAAAGCUUCAAGGAGCUGUUGGCGGCGUGCAUGUGGAUCAUGCGAAUGGCGGGAGAUGAUCUGCGCUCGCACUACGAAGCCUUCUACUUCACCAACAUGCUCGCCAAGCCCCUGCUCGUCGCGUCCAUGCACCGUUUGUUCAAUCGUCGACGGCACAUCAUGUCCGCAGCCAACUCCGCGACCGAACGGCUGGGGAAGGCGCAGGUGACGUUGGGGCACUCCCCGAACUUCCUGCCGAACUGGGUGCCUUGCGGCAUUAAGUUCCAACAUGACGCCAACUUGUCAGGGCCCGACGAGGCGAGAGGGCUUCAGUGGUUGGGGACAAGGCCAGCCGCCGACGACGACGACGAAGAUGACGAGUAGGAGGAGGAGGAGUGAAAGUGGAAAGGGGGGUGUGCGGCGAGGACGAACAUGACGAUA